GUCAAGCUACAUGCAAGUCUAGCAGAGCAAAGCAACCACAAACCGAAGCUGAUCUUUCUUUCAUUCAUUGUUUUUUUUUUGUGUCAAUACAAGGGGCAGCCUGUUGUUUUAUUAUUGUUAAUAUUGUAGUAAUACUAUAUUCUCAACUGCUAUUUGCCUACGAACUCAUCUGGCAUUAUGCCGUAAUAUUUUUUUUUAAAAGUGUUUCGAUAUAUUUAAACCACUUUUUACGGUCUUGUGAAGGUGUAGUGAAUAAAAAUAGUGUUUGUAUUCCAUCAACAAAGUUAGCAUUGAUUCGUACUCGUAUGCAAACGUCGUUUGCCUUCACUGUUGCAAAAAUAAAAGUUUUCGCAACGUCAUGGCGUGGACAAACUACCAAAAGUUUCUGGCCGGUAUGAUGGUGGUGACUGGGUCCAUAAACACACUCUGCACGAAAUGGGCUGACAAGCUGGAGUCCAAGGGCUCAGAUGGAAAUGUCAGGGAAUUUGAGCACCCCUUCCUUCAGGCAGCUGCCAUGUUCCUGGGAGAGAUGCUCUGUCUGCUGACCUUCAAAAUCAUCUACCGGGUGACCAUCAAACGUGACACACCUCCGAUGCUGGUGCAGGGCAACCAGAACUUCAACCCGUUUAUCCUGAUGCCAGCGGCCAUGUUUGAUUUGGUGGCGACAUCUAUAAUGUACGUGGGGCUGACGUUGACGUACGCCAGCAGCUUCCAGAUGUGCCGCGGGUCGGUCAUCAUUUUCGUGGCGAUGCUGUCCAUGACCUUCCUCAGCAGGGUCAUAGUGAAGCGGGAGUGGACCGGGAUUGGGUGCGUGAUCGUCGGUCUGCUGGUGGUGGGAGCGACGGACGCCGUAUUCCAGGACGGACAGAGCAAGGGCCGCAACAGCAUCAUCACGGGGGACCUGCUCAUCAUUGUGGCGCAGGUCGUCACCGCCUGCCAGAUGGUGUACGAGGAGAGAUAUGUUUCUGGUCUGAACAUCCCUCCCCUGCAGGCGGUGGGGUGGGAGGGGGUGUUCGGUUUCUCAGUACUGUCCUGUCUGCUGGUGGUGUUCUACUGGAUCCCGGCGCCGCCACACUUCGGCCACAACGCCAGGAACACCGUCGAAGAUGCGGUCGAUGGCCUCGUGCAAAUUGGCAACAAUCCGUUCCUGCUGGCGGCGGUGCUGGGCACGGUGGUGUCCAUCGCUUUCUUUAACUUCGCCGGCAUCAGCGUCACCAAGGAAAUGUCGGCCACCACCAGGAUGGUCCUGGAUUCUGUCAGAACCUUCGUAAUCUGGAUGUUCUCACUCGGCCUCCGCUGGCAGGCGUUCCACUGGCCGCACUUGAUCGGUUUUGCCGUCCUCAUUCUGGGCACGGCUCUAUACAACGGCCUCAUUACCAUACCAUCGUGUCGGAGACGGGAGACACUAGCGCCAGUCGUCGACACCGCGGCGGACAGCGGAGACGAAACUGCGUAGAUUUGUUAUAUUAUUGAUAAACUAUAUUUAGAAGAUCAAAAAGAAUAUUUCAAUGUAAUAAAAUAACCACUUAUGUAAGUAGAUAGAUAUAUGAACGUAUUUUAAGGUUAAUAAUUGUGAAACGCAUAGUAUCAAGUACUAGUGUACUUACACAGAUGUAUUAUGUCUCGUCCGCACGGGCGCUUUUUUAAUGCGUUAAAACGCGAUGGAAUAAAACUUAAUUGUGAAUCUAUGCAUUCGUUCAUCCGGUAAAAUAUUUUAUAUAUUAAGAGCACGAUGUGUGUGAACGCUGUGCGUUGGACAGUAGAUUAAAUGGUUACUUCGAAAAAAUCAUCUCAAAGGCAAUUAAAAUGUUAAAUUAAAAUGCGAUUUCAAAGUUGAAUUUUUUUUACACCCGUGCGAACGAAGUCGUAGCUAAUUGUCUACUGCGAACUAUACAUACUAUAUUAUAACUGUGAAAGUGUGUUUGUUUGUCUUUCUUUUUAUUUAUUUUUUUAAUAAUAGCACUAUGUCCCAAUAUGUGCCCUCUGGUACGGCUAAAUCACAGUCAGACCAAAUCUCCAAUGGACUUCGUAAUUGAACUAAUUUGACCAAGCGCUCGGCUCUCACGCAAUUAAUUUUCUCCGUUUUAUUGAUAUAUUUUUUUUGGAAAUGUAGAAAAACCCUUUAAAAAAAGUUUCGGGCUCCAGAUAUCGCUAUGACUAGAUAUUAGAUUGACUUCACGGCGUGCUGUCUGGAGGAGUAAAGUUUUUACUAGUUAGCCUACAUUUAGCCGCAAGCGAAGCCGCGGGCAACAGCUAGCAAUUAUUCAUUACAUUAUUAGAAAAAUUAUUUUAAAUUAUAUUUUCACUUUAAUCAAUUCAAUUAUUUUAAAUCAUAUUUGUAAAUAGCUCUUGAUUCUGAUGUUGGCAGAGUGCCUUACUUAGCUGGGUAAUAUAGGUGCGUAAAAGUAUGUAAGAACUUAACCUAAUAUUCCAUAUUUGCUCACUAUUAUGUGGAGUAAAACAUACGUGCAUACAUUUUAACACUUUUUCAUGUCUUCUUUUUGAUAAAAUUCUCGUAUAAAAAUAAUCUUAAUAUUCUAAUGACACUUCCUUCGUCCGGAAACUGUCGAAUGGUAAAACUCUUUGAAUGAAUCUUAUUUUAGUAAACUUCAAGCGGACUCCACACGGUCGCGGCGCGGUGAACUUGGCCAAUUCGGCAUACAUUGCUGGUGUUUAAUUGCGGCAAACAAACGCGCUCACUCAUAAAAACAUUAACUCAAAGAAAAUACCCAAUUUUCAUGCAUUCGCGUCGGCAUCUAAGUUUGGCUGUAAUGUGUGUGUGAUAGGCUGCUCAGUCCAGUAAAUCGUCAACGAAAAAUAACAUUUUUCGUAUCCAAUAUUAAGUUCUAUAGUUUUAUUCAUAUAUUAUGUUAGGGGAAUUUCUUAGAUCAAUAAUGAAAUACUUUAAAUUUGUUGUAUGACAUAUUUUAAAUUUUAUUAUUAUUAAAUUAAUACAUACAUUUUGAUACACUAUAAGACGCUAUAUGAGAAAAGAUCGCAUAUUAAAAUUCGAUAAACCAGGUUAUCACUAGUCUAUCGGAGUACAUAUUCCAGUAGCUUACACAGUGUCGUACCGGCUGUGUUGUGUACCUCAGCCUUAAAUUACAUUUUGACAAAUUUCUACUUGACAAAAACGGACGUUAGACAUUCCAUAGUAAAAUUUUAAUUGAUGAUACCCAAAAAUGGGUAUACGCCCGAAUUUUUGGAACGAAACUGGGCGAAAACCCAUUUGCUAACGACUCACGCCUUAAAGACUUAGGAAAGUUCCUAAAUUUUAAAAUAACUAAUGUUAAAUUCCGUGUAGCGUUCAGAUAGCUUUUGUAUGAACGAGAGCAAUAAUGCUAAUGUCGAUAUUAACAGCUGAAUAAUUUCAGAACUAGAUUUUUAUAAAGCAGGUACGACGCGUCUUGUGAAAAUAUUAUAAUACUAUUAUUAUAAAUGCGAAAGUUUGCUUGUUAACCUCUCUGUUCCGCUUUCACGGCUAAACUGCUGGACCGAUUUUGACGAAAUUCGCUAUGCAUGUAGUUAAAGACUCCCGCCCAAACAUAGGCUACUUUUUGUUUCAAAAAUCAACCUAAUAUCAUAAAUAAAUCAUAUCGGUUCCGCUUUCGCAGAGAAAUUCACGCUGUUGAAGCCGCGAACAAAAGCUAGUGUUUUGUAUAGUGAAAUUGAUCUGAGUAUCUGAAAGUAUAAAAAAAAAAUUGUACCAUUUGCUCAGUGAGAUUUUGAAUUUAUAUAAUAAGAAUUAAGGUGUAUAUUGUUGGUAAAUCAAUUUGUAUUCAUUAGUGAAAUAAAGUGAUAUUAACAA
This is a messenger RNA of Plodia interpunctella (Indianmeal moth), 3808 nucleotides long. It is a transcript of the gene Tango9, whose product is annotated as Transport and Golgi organization 9. Lineage: Eukaryota; Metazoa; Arthropoda; Insecta; Lepidoptera; Pyralidae. Gene Ontology annotation, cellular component: membrane; intracellular membrane-bounded organelle. The transcript is spliced from 8 exons. Bases 359 to 1456 code for a protein of 365 amino acids. The record is from RefSeq and is a predicted model, not a curated record.